AUGAAAAAAGACAACCAAUCCUGUUUGAACGAGAUUGUCCUUCUAGGCUUCUCAGAUUUUCUGUCCAUGCAAGAGCUUCUUUGCCUGGUUCUAAUGUUCUAUUUGAUGACUUUGAUGGGCAACGGCCAUUUGAUCCUCAUCAUUCUCAAUCCUAUCCUCCACACCCCAAUGUAUUUCUUCCUCUGGAACUUGUCCAUUUUGGAUGGCUACACUUCCACCAUCACCCCAAAUAUGCUAGUGAAUUUGUUAUCAGACAAUCAGACUAUAUCCUUUUGGGGCUGUGGGUGUCAAAUGUGUUUCUUCAUACUCUUUGGUCUCGCUGAAUGUUGUCUUCUUUGUGUCAUGUCUUACGACCGCUAUGUUGCCAUUUGCAAACCCUUGCACCCGUAUAUCAUGAAAUACAGGAAAUGUGCUAAGCUUGCUGCUCUGUCAUGGGCCAUUGGUGCUUUGAGCUUGGGACAAUCUAUUUCCAUUUUUACCCUUCCCUUCUGUGGAUCGAAUAGAAUCAGCCAUUUUCUCUGUGAUCUUAUGCCUGUCCUGAAGCUGGCUUCCACCAAUACCUACAAAAACGAAGUGGCCAUUGCCAUACUAACUGUGGUGUUUGUCCUGAUGCCCCUUUUGCUCAUCCUCUUUUCUUACAUCCUCAUCAUCUCCACUAUCAUGAUGCCAGGGGCCAAGAGCAGGCAGAAAGCAUUUUCCACCUGUUCCUCUCACCUCAUUGUUGUCUUCCUUUACUAUGGCACCAUCACUGCUGCCUACAUUCAUCCCAACUCAGUGUAUUCUAUGGACAGCAAGAGAUUCUUUGCACUGCUCUACACAGUAGUGACCCCAAGCUUGAACCCCAUCAUUUACAGCUUGAGGAAGAAAGAGAUAAAAACUGCUUUCAAGAUAUCUGCAGGAAGGGAUUGGGUCUUCUUUAGGUAA
Molecule: messenger RNA, 924 nt
Organism: Thamnophis elegans (Western terrestrial garter snake)
Lineage: Eukaryota; Metazoa; Chordata; Lepidosauria; Squamata; Natricidae
Product: olfactory receptor 10AG1-like
Biological process (GO): G protein-coupled receptor signaling pathway
Cellular component (GO): membrane
Molecular function (GO): G protein-coupled receptor activity; olfactory receptor activity
Source: RefSeq, a predicted model, not a curated record